CAGUCACUUGAUAUUCAUUCAUCUCCUCGGCCAAAUUUAUUCGCCACAAAGUUUAGCAAAGUUCAAGAGCUGAGGCUACAACAAUGGAGGCUCAAACUGCAAGGCGCAGAAUCAGCACAAUCGCUGCUCACUUCGCACCCAUUGAUGAUGUAUCUGCAACUCACGUACUCCCCAUGAACUGCAGCAGUAGUUUAAACUCUGUGGCUAGGCGGGACAAUAAAAUGUAUUUUGCGCGGCAAGCAUCUGCUUCUCAAACUAGGUUCAUGAGGCAGGCUUCGAUUAAAGAGGUUACUGCAAAUGAAAGCUUUUACAAUACUUCUGAAGCUCCGUUGUUCUCUCAACCUUCGAGGAUAGGACCAAACUUACCAACUACAGAAAUGAUCCAAAACCUGGCGCAAGGUAGCGUAUUAACUGCUCCCGAGCCUAAGUUUGCCAGACCAAGCAGAACAGUAAGUGGAGAGAAACAUCUAUAUUCCAAGAAGAAAGUACACUCUGCCGAACCAAAUGGAAUUGAGUGGUCCCCGAGAAUGGAUAUUGCAGAAUCAGAAUGCAACUAUGUUAUAACAGUUGAAAUUCCAGGUGUCAAUAUCAAAGAUAUUAGAGUGGAGAUCGAUGAUCAAAAGUUGACUGUAAAAGGUAAACGCUCCACCUGGUUCUGGAAAGUGGCAGGUUGUUCAAAUGAUUCUGUUCCUACAUACCAUAAAAGAGAGAUUUCACAAGGGCCUUAUGAGGUUGUGUGGCCGCUUCCUCCUAAUGUGAACAAGGACAGUGUCUCUGCUGAUUUUUUGGAUGGUUUCCUACAAAUUAUCGUUCCUAAACUUUGAGAAGCAUUUGGUGGCCAAGGCAUUCUCAUUAUCAGAUCAGCAAAUGACAUUAUACCUAUAAACGAUGUUCAUUAUCUCGAACAUGUACUUAUGUAUACAAAAUCAACAGUGAUUAAGUAAUCAUUCCUACAGAAAUAAAAAUAAAAAAGGGAUUGAUUGAAUUACAGUUAUUCUUCUUGGUUUCAAUCAAGUUCCUCAGUUGUGCCUGUGGCAGUUAAAAUUUCA
This is a messenger RNA of Prunus mume (Japanese apricot), 1049 nucleotides long. It is a transcript of the gene ACD32.1, whose product is annotated as alpha-crystallin domain 32.1. The record is from RefSeq and is a predicted model, not a curated record. NCBI's taxonomy places the organism in Eukaryota, Viridiplantae, Streptophyta, Magnoliopsida, Rosales, Rosaceae.